AUGGCUAAUAUUACUGACGAACAACUUGAAAAAGAAUUUAAACGAAUUGAUAAAAAUAAUGAUAAAUCAAUAACGAUUCAAGAAUUAAGACAGUAUUAUGUACCCAUGCAAGAAAUGCUUGGUAUAUCACAAGAAGCUGCUGAACAAGAAAUCCAAGGUAUUAUUAAACGUCUUGAUAUUAAUCAAGAUGGAAGAAUUAGUUUUGAAGAAUUCAAAAAAUUUAUGAAAGGAUGUUAA
Messenger RNA from Rotaria sordida, 237 nucleotides. NCBI's taxonomy places the organism in Eukaryota, Metazoa, Rotifera, Eurotatoria, Philodinida, Philodinidae. The record is from the annotation of a GenBank genome assembly.